GGAUUGUGACGACGAAACGGAGCGCUGUGGGCAGGUGCGCUGCUCAGACCGCGGCAGCACGAGAAGCAUUAGCAAGAGGCACAGCGCGAGAGGCAGCAGCGGCACCCGUCGUCGUUAUAGCUGUUUCUCUCAGUAGCGGGUUAACGAUUAACUAGCGGUUCUAACUAGCAGGGAGGGAGCCGGCAGAGGAAAAAAAGCCAUUUGAACAUGGCGAGUCUGAAGGCGUCUCGGGAGCAGCCUGAUCAGAUCGUCUCUGAGCCUGUGGAAGACACUGAUCCUAGCUGCUUUGUGUCAGAAAUGUCAUUACAAUCCAACCAUCCAGUGCAAGUCACAGAUCCCCAAGAUCAAGUGACUCUUCAGUUGAAGUCUCUGCCCCCUAGUCACAAGAGUCUUUCCUCUGACAGGAUAAGGCAGCCUGUUGACAACGGCAACAAGUACGUCUAUACGGGAACGAUUUCAGCAGACUUCUUCAAAGACCUGCAAUACUCAGACAGCCCAUGUGAGAAGUGCUACUGUUCUGCUCCACCUCCCAAGAUAAGUGACCUCAUGAAUGAUGAGGAUCUGCUCUACAUAUUGCGCCUCAAGCUAGACCCCAGCCACUGCACCAUCAAGAACUGGAAAAACUUUGCUAGCCGAUGGGGCAUGACCUACGAUGAGCUGGUGCUGCUGGAGCACAGGACCCAGGGCUCUGCCCACAGCCCUACCCAGGAAUUUUUGCGGCGCUACAAUGAGAAAAGUGUCACUGAGCUUACCGAGCUGUGCCGGAUCUACCAGCGCAUUGACGUGCUUCGUGUGCUGCAGCAGUGGGUGGAGAAGGACUGGCCAUCACGCUGGCAGAAAGCACAUUAAUCACUAUGCGAGGGGCCUCCUCACCUUCCUCCCUGUUCGGUUUCUCUUCACCAUUUCUGUUUAACUGGAGGAGGUGUAACAUUCACAGCAGCGAUGGUCCCUCUUGUGAGAUUCACAGUAGCUCUCUGGAUAGACUGACUAGGACAAACGCACAUUCUGAAGAGUUUUAUUUCACGUCAGGUGAAUAGAUAAACUCCUGAGAUGGUUACCUUCUUUUGACUUGCUUUUUUGUAUUCCGUCAUGCUUUUUAUCUGUGUUUGUCAGUUUUUACUUUUUAAAGUCUUCCUCUGUGCACCUGCUCCUCUUUGGAUCAUAUUGAUGAAACAAGUGGACAAGAAACUGCUCCUUCCCAAGAAAUAGGCUGGUGACUUGUUCAGUUUCGAAAUUCUAGGGCCGCAUUUGCCAAGCUGUUGAACUGGUGCAACAUUUGAACUUAUUGUCGGUCAAAGCAAUGAGCAACAAAACUCUGUAACUGGUGACCUUUUUUUUUUAUCUCCACCUUGACUGUAUAGUUUAAUCAGUGACUUUGGUUUUACAUU
This is a messenger RNA of Scleropages formosus (Asian bonytongue), 1388 nucleotides long. RefSeq names its product EDAR-associated death domain (gene edaradd). The coding region runs from base 208 to 849 and encodes 213 amino acids. The transcript has 6 exons. Gene Ontology annotation, biological process: signal transduction. Lineage: Eukaryota; Metazoa; Chordata; Actinopteri; Osteoglossiformes; Osteoglossidae. The record is from RefSeq and is a predicted model, not a curated record. Gene Ontology annotation, molecular function: protein binding.